AAGCCAGACCAAUCAAUAUAAGACGGCACCUGCCUCGAAUUCCUCUCUUUCUCCAGCAGCAGUCACGCGAUUCAACUCAGGGUCCAAGUUUGAAUCUUCUGCGUUUGGCGAUCAUAAUUUCCUUUAUAGGGUUUUUUCUAAACUCUUUACUCUCUGCAGCUGAUCCAAGAUUCAAGAAGUUAGAAGAAGGUUAAAGUUUUACUUAAUCAGAAGUACAUUACAAUGGACGACUGGGAAGACGAACCUGUUUCACCUGUUAUUAAAAAGGAGCAACAAAGAAAUGCGUGGGAUGACGAAGAUGUGGAUGAAGAUGGUAUAAAGGAUUCUUGGGAGGAUGAGGAGGAGCCUACUCCAGUGCCUGCACCUGUUGUACCUCCUGCUGAGAAGGUCCCAAAAAAAUCAACUGCAAAGGCUACUAACAAAAAAGGGAAAGCUGUAGUUGAAGUAGAAAAGGAAGAAUCACUUGAUCCCGUGGCAGAAAAGCUUCGCCAACAAAGGCUUGUGGAGGAAGCUGAUUACAAGUCUACUGUGCAGUUGUUUGCUAAAAAAGUCGAUGAGAAGAGUCUUGAUAGUUUCAUCCCGAAAUCUGAAAAUGACUUUUUAGAGUAUGCAGAACUCAUUUCUCACAAGUUACGUCCUUACGAGAAAAGCUACCAUUACAUCCGGUUGCUUAAAGCUGUAAUGAGAUUGUCAAUGAGUGACUUGAAAGCUGAAAACUCUAAGGAGGUUGCUUCUUCUGUUAAUACAAUUGCAAAUGAAAAACUUAAAGCUGAAAAGGAAGCCAAUGCUGGUAAAAAGAAGACAGGUGCCAAGAAGAAACAACUGCAAGUUCAAAAGGUAGAUGACGAAACGAUUGUUGAAGGAUAUGAUGAUGGGUACGAUGAUUACGACUUCAUGUGAAGUUUUUUUGUGGACGAACUUGCAUUCGAUUCUUUCUUUUUUUGGGUUUCUUUCUUUUGGGAUCAAAGACUUGGUUUUUGUUUAUAUUUAUUUGAAUGCUUUUAUUAUGCAACAUUAUACAAUAUUUGAGUACAAAACAAUUUCAAUCCACACAUCAAACA
Molecule: messenger RNA, 1061 nt
Organism: Impatiens glandulifera
Lineage: Eukaryota; Viridiplantae; Streptophyta; Magnoliopsida; Ericales; Balsaminaceae
Product: eukaryotic translation initiation factor 3 subunit J-like
Exons: 7
Coding region: 223-900 (225 amino acids)
Cellular component (GO): cytoplasm; eukaryotic translation initiation factor 3 complex
Molecular function (GO): translation initiation factor activity
Source: RefSeq, a predicted model, not a curated record